Cyprinodon variegatus (sheepshead minnow) is the source of this 1457-nucleotide messenger RNA. It is a transcript of the gene nim1kb, whose product is annotated as serine/threonine-protein kinase NIM1-like. The transcript is spliced from 4 exons. The record is from RefSeq and is a predicted model, not a curated record. Gene Ontology annotation, cellular component: cytoplasm. NCBI's taxonomy places the organism in Eukaryota, Metazoa, Chordata, Actinopteri, Cyprinodontiformes, Cyprinodontidae. Bases 136 to 1443 code for a protein of 435 amino acids. Gene Ontology annotation, molecular function: tau-protein kinase activity; protein serine/threonine kinase activity; ATP binding. Gene Ontology annotation, biological process: intracellular signal transduction; protein phosphorylation; microtubule cytoskeleton organization.
UCUCGGAGGCGGCGGUGGCGCUGCUCUGACCUCAGCAUGUGAGAAAAGCUUGUUUUAUUUUCAGGGUCCCUGUGGACCAGCGGUUUGGAAAAGACUCCAUCCAUGUUCUGAAGAAGAGGAAUUUGGACAGCUGAGAUGCCUGGAAGCCAGUACCAGCUGACGCGCCCCAGACUCAGCCACAGCCUCUACAGCCUGACGGAGAGCUCAGACGGCAGCCAUGAGGAGCAGGGGGGCGACGGCUCGACGCUCCUCACCCCCCUGCAGAAACUCACCGUGGCCAUGUGCAAAGACGAGAAGACCAUCAAGGAGCUGAUCAUCGGCCGCAGGGUGGGCUUCUACAAGGUCAGAGGGGAGAUCGGCUACGGGACCUUCUCCAGGGUCAAACUGGCUUUCCACGCCCUGACUAGAGAUAAAGUGGCUCUGAAGAUCCUGGACCGGACCAGGCUGGACGCCCAGGCCCAGCGGCUGCUCUCCAGGGAGAUCAGCAGCAUGGAGCUCCUGCAGCACCCCAACGUGAUCCGGCUGUACGAGGUGGUGGAGACGCCGAGUCGACUCUUCCUGGUGCUGGAGUACGCAGGAGGAGGAGAUCUCCACAACCGGAUCUGCAACGAGGGAAAACUGAGCGACAACGCCAGCAAAAUCACCUUCGCUCAGAUCCUCUCUGCCGUCAAAUACAUGCACAACAUGAACAUCAUCCACCGCGACCUGAAGGCGGAGAACGUUCUGUUCACCACCAACGGCUGCGUGAAGGUGGCCGACUUCGGGUUCAGCACCCGGGUGUCCGGUCGCAGCGUCGCUCUGGACACGUUCUGCGGCUCGCCCCCCUACGCCGCUCCGGAGCUCUUCAGGGACGAAUGCUACCUGGGGCCCCCGGUGGACGUGUGGGCCAUGGGGGUCCUGCUCUUCUUCAUGGUGACCGGCACCAUGCCGUUCAGGGCGGAGACUAUGGGCAAGCUGCGGCGCUGCAUCAUCGAAGCCAACUACACCAUCCCCCCCUGGGUGCCCGGCCCCUGCCAGAGGCUCAUCAGGGGCAUCCUGAAGCCGGCCCCCUCGGAGCGCUACGCCGUGGACCAAAUGCUGGGCUGCGACUGGCUGCUGCCGGUGGAGUUCCCUUGGACUCUGGUUCCCUUUGAGCCGCCGAGCCCCCUGCAGAGCCUGCUAGAGUCGGAGCGCGUGACCCUGGAGGAGGAGAAGGUGGAGGAGGAGGUGAGGAGCUCCUUGGAGGAGCUGGGCUUCACCGUGGAGCACCUCCAGAACAACCAGCUGACAGAGAGCCGCAGCCCCGUCACGGGAGUCUACCGCAUCCUGCUGCACCGAGCCCAGAGGAGGUGGGGCUGCGACUCGCUGCCGGUGGUGCGGGGGAUGGUGAGGGACCCCAAGAGGGAGGGGCUCCGGGCCUACAGGGGCCUCCGUCACACCUCCAAGUUCUGCGUGCUCUCGUAGCGCGCCGAUAACUG